Emiliania huxleyi CCMP1516 is the source of this 363-nucleotide messenger RNA. RefSeq lists its product as hypothetical. The coding region runs from base 1 to 363 and encodes 120 amino acids. NCBI's taxonomy places the organism in Eukaryota, Haptophyta, Isochrysidales, Noelaerhabdaceae. The record is from RefSeq and is a predicted model, not a curated record. The transcript has 3 exons. Gene Ontology annotation, molecular function: NAD+ poly-ADP-ribosyltransferase activity.
AUGCAGCCGACCGAGUUCUACCACGGGACCUCGCUGGAGGCGAUUAUGGCAAUCCAGGAGUCGGGCUUCCGCGUGGAUCUGUCCGGCUCCAAUGCCGGCGCCGCCCUCGGGCCAGGAGUCUAUGUUACCACGACGCUACUGAAGGCCCUGAACUAUACGCUGAGGGCGCGACCGGCAAGCCAAACCCAGCAUCGGGAGGAGGAGCGCACAAGCUGGGCAGCUCAUGGCUACGACUCAGCCUGGGCCGCAGAGGGUGUCAUUGGCAUCCGUGAGGAGAACUGCGCUACGAGGUUUGCAACGGGCGCCUUCGCAAUGUCGCGGCGGAGAAGGAGGCGCAGCGCGAGCGCGACGCAAGCCGCCUAA